Molecule: messenger RNA, 3533 nt
Organism: Zonotrichia albicollis (white-throated sparrow)
Lineage: Eukaryota; Metazoa; Chordata; Aves; Passeriformes; Passerellidae
Source: RefSeq, a predicted model, not a curated record
AAGGUUUUAUAAAAAUGUAUAUGUAUCACUGGUAUCACCAUUGCCAGACUAGAGCAAGAUUCUGAAAGUCACCAGAAGAAUAGUUUACUUUUUCUCUUCAGUCUUUGUAGGAAUUAGCAAAUUUGAAAAUCUCAGCUCAAAAAUUGAAAUGUUGACUUAUUGCAAAGCUACCACUGAAAGUUUCAGGACAAUUAAUAUACACCCUUCUAAUUCCUUGGCUUAAAUAUGUUCUUUACUAUGAAUAGAAGCUUAAUAUUAAAUUUAGUGGAAUUUUUAGUGGCUGAUGUUUUCCAGGAAAUCAAAGGCAGACAUGGAAGAGCCCUGAGCAAUAGAUGUUUAAGAAAGUGAACAAAACAUAUUCAGUGUGCAAAAAGCCUCCAACAUAAAGCAGAAAAGGAAGAUAAAUCAAUCAGAUUGUUUGCAUUAUAUAUGAGAAGAGAUUUUACAGGACAGCAACAGUAAGAAGUCUAAUAUUUUUAUGAAUGUAUGAAAGGAAUAUUAAGUAAACUUCUGGGAAAGACUAUGCUGAAUAAAUUGGUUAAAGCUGUACAUCGGCUACUAUUGAGGUAUUUUUAUACUACAUUUGUAUCUUCAUAUUAAAAUUAUAUCUUUGCUUGAUUUUUAAAGUAAUGAAUACCAGCCUUUUAAAUAACAGGAUUCUGCCUUUAUUCUUUAAAAAAAAUGGGAGGUGAAAAGGUAGGUGAAUUAGUUCUCUUGGUAACAAUCAUUCCUAUCCUGCUCUGGUUACAUGCCUAGAAAAUAAUUAACAGAUUUUCUCUAAUGCUUCCUAAAGAUGUUGAAACUAGAGGACAAAUAUUGACUGAGAGGCAGCAAAACUUGCCUGGACAGGAGAAAUUAAUGGUUUAUAUAACUGAAAACAGUUUGCCAAAAACAGAACAGAAGUUAUGGAAUAUCUGAUUUAAAGUUAAUCACAUGUCAAAAUGGCCAGAGGUGGUGUGUACAUGCACUUGGAUAUUUGCAGGCCACACUUAAGUUCUGGUACUACAUAAAAAGGCUCUUUCACCAUCCUGAGGAUCUGCAGGGCCCCUGUUCCUGUUGCUGGGAGCUGAUCAGGAGAUGAUUUCACCGCGAGAGCCUUUUGGAAGCAAGAGGGAGCCAGUCAUGAGGACCUGAAGAGGUUUUGGCAUAACCAGGCUUUCAGAAACAGGAGCAGAAACUUGCAAGCAUUAUGUUUGCCACUGUUUAUCAGGGUAAAAGAGGGAAGGACUUUGAGGAGGAGGUGGAGGAAACAAACCUGCACCUUGUAACUGGGUCCAGCAUAUUGGGUAAGAUGGAUUUUGGACUGCAGUGUGUAAAAUCACAGGGGAGGUGGAGGCAGUUCACUCUCCCCCAUGCAAAGGUGGGAUGCCUCUCAUUCCAUUUGUUCUCCCCACACAUGUGGGCUCACACCUUCCCCCAGGUGUGAGCUCUGCUUUGGGGUUGGGAAAAGCAAAGAGAGGCAUUUGUUCCUAGCGCCGGCGUGGCUGCAGAGCAGGGUCAAAGACCACCUGAGCCCACGGGUGUUACGCAAGAGGCUGUAAUGAAGGGGCCCCAGCCCGCAGCAUCCACCAGCCCGCCUCCCGCUGCCCUCCCCAAUGCCGGCACUGCGGCUCAGCGGGUUGCGAAAGCCCCGGGAGUACAUAAAGCAUUCCCUGCCUGGGCACUGCCACCACCAUCAACACUCGGGCUCCCAAGAGGCUCCAGGGACCGGCACUGUCUGUAAGGGACCCUGCUGCUAUGGGCUGGGGAUGAGCAGGGGCCUUGCCUGCACAUGCAUCAGGGAAAGCUGCGUGACACCCUGGUGACCUACCAGGGCAGCCUUCCUCCCUUCGCUUGUGUGACAGAGCUUGUUUCUGAUGCUAUUCUCUGUUUGCUGCAGGGACAGAAUGGCCCACACACAGAGAGCUCUGCCCUGGCUGCUGCUGCUGUCACUGGCCUUGGUGGGCAGCAGCACUGCAGAGCGGGACUGCCGAGUAAGCAGCUUCAAAGUCAAGGAGAACUUCGACAAGACCAGGUACAGUGGCACCUGGUAUGCCAUGGCAAAAAAAGAUCCUGAGGGGCUGUUUCUGCAGGACAAUGUGGUAGCCCAGUUCAGCGUAGAUGAGAAUGGACAAAUGACUGCCACUGCAAAGGGCAGAGUCAGACUCUUCAAUAACUGGGAUGUCUGUGCUGACAUGAUCGGCUCUUUCACUGACACAGAGGACCCUGCCAAGUUCAAGAUGAAGUACUGGGGAGUCGCCUCUUUUCUGCAGAAAGGAAAUGAUGAUCACUGGGUAGUGGACACAGAUUAUGAUACAUAUGCUCUUCAUUACUCCUGCCGCCAGCUAAAUGCAGAUGGCACUUGUGCUGACAGCUACUCCUUUGUGUUCUCCCGGGAUCCCAAGGGAUUGCCUCCAGAUGCACUGAAAAUUGUCAGACAAAGGCAGAUAGACCUCUGCUUGGACAGGAAAUACAGAGUUAUCGCCCAUAAUGGAUUUUGCUCUUAAGGAGAUCCAACCCUAUGGAAAGAAGCCAUGUUACAGCACCAUGGAUGUAAAGUUAACACACUGAUCAUGUGUUCUCUGGAAAAUGCUUUAAAUGGGUCCAUUUAGAUUUUCAAUAUAUUUAUCUGAGCUGUGUAGCUCACUUUGUUAAUAAACCAAUGAAACAUUUUAAUAAACUUGGAUUACACGGGAUACAAAUUGUAUGCAAAUCUGUACAUAUGUACACAUUGGUUUCAUUAGUAGUCUGUUAUCUUAGUGCACUCUUUUGAACUGGUGACUGGUGAUAAUUAAGAAUUUAAUCUUGCUUUUUGUAGUGGUUUCAAUUUCUGGCUAAAAGAGUAUUUAUCAUAAACCACCAAGUACAUGUAUUUUCUUUUCAACUAGAACAUUAUAUUUUCCCUAUAAAAUACUCGGAAUCAUUUAGAAAAGAGAAAGGAAUUUCAGUGACCCUAAAUAUCACUAAUUAACUUUAUUAUAUGACUUGCAAAGACAUAAAAAAUAUACAUAUUUUUAAAAGAACUAUUUUACACAUGAUGAUUAACCAUUUAUUUAUUUAUUCUUUACUUAUUAAUUCUCAUGUAUUAAGUCCAUAUUUUUAAUUUGAGAUGGAACCAAACUAGUCAUUUACUUGAUGAUAACACAUGUUCAUUACCUUGUUUCAGUUAGUCUGCUCAAACUUACAUUCAGGCAGACAGUUAUUGAAGUUUUUAAUCAAGUUCCCUUUAAAAACUGGAUUUUAAAAAAAGCAGAUACUUUCUGAGGAUGAACAUUUUCAUUAGAAACUUUUAAGUACUUAAUUCAACUAUUUUACAUUCACCAAGUUCAUUGCCAUAUUUCUAUUUAUUUCAGCGUAAGAGGAGAAUUCAGUCCCUUAAAUUAAAUUGUCCAAAUCCUACUGAGGCAAAGCAAUGAAGUCAAGAGAAUUUUACCCACGGGAAUUAAAAAUAUGUAUUUAGCUUUUUCCCUCCUCCUCUGGCAUGUAAUACUAUAACAUAAUGACCUAUAUGACCUGGGAUAGCAUAGACAAAAUCCAAAAUGUAGCAUAGCUCA